Molecule: messenger RNA, 739 nt
Organism: Phalaenopsis equestris
Lineage: Eukaryota; Viridiplantae; Streptophyta; Magnoliopsida; Asparagales; Orchidaceae
Product: tRNA-specific adenosine deaminase 2
Biological process (GO): tRNA wobble adenosine to inosine editing
Molecular function (GO): tRNA-specific adenosine-34 deaminase activity; zinc ion binding
Source: RefSeq, a predicted model, not a curated record
CCUGUCCCGGCUUCUCCCUCACGCGGCUGCAGCGGCUCGACAGCAAAGUAUCCUGCGACCCUUACUGUAGCAAUGGGCGAGCGGCACCAGUGAAGACGUAGACAACCGCGCCUCUUCCCCAUCUACCGAUUCGGGAAUGAAACUAAACGGUAGCCGUGGAGGGGAAACUAGUUUUAAAAUGUUGGCGGUUUCGGAAAGAUAGAUUUGUGCCGAGAAGCCUAUUUGAGGUUGUUUACGUGAGGAGACGAGUUCGAGUCAAGCAUGCAGAAAAUCUUCGCUAAACUGGCUUUUGACAGACUAGAAGUUCCUGUUGGUUGUGUUAUUGUGGAGAAUGGCUUGGUGAUUGCCUCUGGGAGCAACCGAACAUCUGAGACAAGGAAUGCAACCAGACAUGCAGAAAUGGAAGCCAUUGACAUACUAAUGGAACAAUGGCAAAUGGCUGGACUGAACUGCUUACAAGUCGCACAAAGAUUUUCUUCAUGUGAUCUUUAUGUGACAUGUGAGCCGUGUAUAAUGUGCGCAGCGGCAUUGUCCAUUCUUGGUAUUAGGGAAGUUUAUUAUGGUUGUGCUAAUGACAAAUUUGGAGGGUGUGGUUCUAUCUUGUCUUUGCAUGAAGGCGCUUCACUUGAAUAUUCCAGCACCUCUUCUGGAACACGGUCCUUUAAAUGCACUGGAGGGAUUCUUUCAGCAGAAGCUGUAGCUCUUCUACGUAGUUUUUAUGAACAAGGGAACCCUAAUG